Trichomycterus rosablanca is the source of this 1238-nucleotide messenger RNA. RefSeq names its product annexin A2-like. The transcript has 13 exons. The record is from RefSeq and is a predicted model, not a curated record. Gene Ontology annotation, molecular function: calcium ion binding; cadherin binding involved in cell-cell adhesion; protease binding. Lineage: Eukaryota; Metazoa; Chordata; Actinopteri; Siluriformes; Trichomycteridae. Gene Ontology annotation, cellular component: nucleus; vesicle; plasma membrane. The coding region runs from base 88 to 1089 and encodes 333 amino acids.
GUUCACCUGUGAAGAACAGUCGAGUUACAGGAACUGACAGGAUCAGGAUCUUUGACACGUCUGUCUCUACUGAGUCGCUCUGAAGAAAUGGAAAUGGAACCAACCACCGUUGAGUAUUUUCCAGCCAAACAGACUAUGUGGUGGGGAACUCUUGGCACUGUCCGUCCAUUUCUGCUUUUUGAUCAACAUCAGGAUGCUCGGGAGAUCCACGUUGCGCUGGAGAAUAAAAAUGUUAAUGUGAUGACCCUGGUGAAGAUACUUACCAACAGGACCAACAACCAAAGACAGAGCGUUGCAGCAGCCUAUAAGAAACUCACCCAGAAGGAUCUGAGUGCAGCUCUGAAAAAAGGCGUGUCGGGCGCAGUACAGGAGCUUCUGCUGGCUCUCAUGAUGACUCCAGCUCGCUUCGAUGCUCAUCGCCUCCGACAGUCCAUGGAGGGUUUGGGCACCGAUGAAGAAGCUCUUCUGGAGGUGUUGUGCACCAGAUCACCAGAUCAGCUCAGAAACAUUACUGUUACAUAUCAUGAGGAGUUUGGACGUUACCUGGAGAACGACCUGAUCAGUGAGACCAGUAAGGACUUCAGCAAGCUGGUGUUGGCUAUACUCAAGAAGGAGGAGCAGAACACACAGGGCAUUCUCGAUUAUGAGCUUAUAAAUCAGGACGUCACGAAACUGCAAGAUGCUGUCAGUGGAAAGAAAGCUGACCCUGCACCCUGGAUUAAUGUCCUGACCUCCCGCACUUCUGACCAUCUCAACAGAGUGCUUUUUAGGUUAGAAACUCUGAGAGGAGAGGAAGUGGAGAAAACAAUCCAGAGCAAAUUCUCAGGAGACCUCAGACUCGGCCUGCAAAUUCUGGUUCAGUCGAUUCAGAAUACCCCACUUUACCUGGCCCAGCGCUUACACACCUGCAUGAAGAAAAACGCUGUGGUUCGAGGCAUAAUGGUGGCUCGGAGUGAAGAGGACCUGCUGUGGGUGAGGGUCGAGUUCCGCAAACUCACCAAACUCUCACUCUACUCCACCAUACAGAAAGAAUUCAAAGGGGACCUGCAGCUGGCACUUCUGGCUCUGUGCCGAUCUGAGGAUGGGUAGGGGAGCUUGGAAGCAAGACAGACAACGUUUCUUGUUCAUGUGUGUUUGUGGAAACCUGUACAGAAUUCUUUUUAACAGAAAUUGGUGUUCAGAUAAAAAACGGCAUGUUUAGUGGGUAACUGUAAAUGACUGGACGCACUAUUUGUGAG